CUGAUUCCUGAAUAAAACGCAUGCAAAACGGUUUGGCUCAAUCACUUCUCACAAUACUCACAAUUUUGGAGGCAAAGAAAAAGUCGGACUAAAAUUUGGCGAAAAACUAUUACAUACAAAUAUCAAACAAAGAUGCCCACCACCAAGAAAGGAACGAGCUGCUGUUCAACGGCCAACCUGCUUCACAAGCCAGUGUGGCGCUUUGCCACUCUGUUUGGCAUGCGGCGUUUGGGUCGCUUGGCCAAGAGGAUCUACCCCAAGGAAUAUGGCGGCACUUUGACUCACUUCGAGACAGACCAGCCCGUUAUUGCUCUGACGAUCGAUGACGGUCUCUCACGAGGAGGACCCGAAACCUCCAUGGCCAACGAUGUCUUGGAGUUGUUGGCCAAGUACGACAACGCCCAUGCCACGUUUUUUGUCUGCAGCGACUACGUGACCAACCAAGAAGAUUCCGUCAUUGAAAAGCUGUUGGAUGAAGGCCAUGAAGUGGGAAAUCAUAUGAUCAGUGAUCGUCUCUUUUACUACAACAAGUUGGACAAGCCAGAGUUCCAAACACAGAUGAGACAAGCCAACGCGGUUCUUGAUGACCUGGAAGAAAAGCACGGAAAGCAGAACGCAAAGAAGACCAAGAAGACUCGAUGGUUCAGGGCUCCCCAAGGCCUCAUGUCGGCCAACAUGAAGCAGGCCAUGGAAGAAGAGGGCAACAUGGAACAUGUACUGGGAGAUUGCUACUGCGACGAUUGGUCCUUUGCGCAGGAAGCCGACCCGCUCUUUGCCGCAGAGCUCGAUGGCGACGCGGACCCAAAGCUGCAGAAAUACCGAGAAAAGGCCAUGAAGCAAGUCUCAAAUCUCAUGCUCUCCCAAGUCAAAGCAGGUAGCAUUGCCAUCAUUCACAUGCCAGAAAAGGGAUUCCGAGAAGGCAACCUGAUGGCAUUGGAGUUCUUUCUGCAGGGAAUUCAAAAGAGAGGAUUGCGUUGCUGCAAUCUGACAGAGAUGCAACAAAUGUCUCAGCUGGACGAGGAAGAAGAAACGAAAGACAACACCAGCAAGGACAGCGGAAACAAUGAUACGAUCAAUGAGGAGUCAACGUUGUCGUCGUGAACAAGCCACAGUUUUGGUUGGUUUGAUUGACCAACGAUAGAAGAUAGAAGGAUCCUUUCCUUCUAUUGCUACAUUAAAACUGUAUAAUACAUGAAAUGCGUCUUGUUU
Molecule: messenger RNA, 1209 nt
Organism: Seminavis robusta
Lineage: Eukaryota; Bacillariophyta; Bacillariophyceae; Naviculales; Naviculaceae
Source: the annotation of a GenBank genome assembly